AUGUUCGAAAGUCCAGGGAAAACAAAGAGCGUUCGACAAGCCUGGUCAGAGAGCCAGGAAGAGUUGCACGAGACGCAACCGGUGUCUCCUGUUCAGAAAAGUGAGCGCGCUAAGAAGAAAAAGAAAAAGAGGAAGACCCAACAAAGCGGUGAACGUUCCGCUUCUGUCCCUCAGUUAAGCACCGAUACGCUCUCUGACACUGUUUGUUUUGAAAAUGGGCAAGACGAAUGCACUCUGAAUAACAAUGACGAGCCGAUAGUAAGGGGAAUCUUUCAAAUAGAGAAAAAGAGCCACGAUGUAGUUCUAACCGCCUCGCGAGUUACAUGGACUCCCAUCCGACCAGAGACCCAGCCAGGGGAUCCGUCUGUACCCAGGAAGGAGGCGUUUGUGGAGCUGCGGGACGUGUUUGGCGUGAAGACGAAGAGGCGGCGCUCCAUUGGCCAGAAGGUCGGCGGCACGCUGCUCGGCAUCACCCUCUUCUAUGUCCGCCGCAAGGGCACCAAACUCAAGGACGACGAGCUGCACCUCCACAACCUGAGCGUGGACCACUGUGAGGUCUGGUUCAAGCACCUGAAGGCCCUGCUCAAGGGUUUCAAGGAGAGGCCCAAGACGCUGAAGGUGUUUGUGAACCCCGUGAGCCACAAGAGGGAGGCCCUGCGGAUCUACAUGGACGACGUGGUCCCACUCUUCAAGCUGGCCGACAUAGACGCAGACCUUACAGUGACGGAGAGGAAGGGCCAUGCCCUUGCUGUUCUUCAAGAGUGCUCGCUGGAGAAGUAUGACGGGGUGGUGUGUGUCGGGGGGGACGGCUCGGUGGCCGAGGUGGCCCACGGGUUGCUGCUGCGGGCCCAGAUGGACGCGGGGAGGGACCCAGACUCCGUCUUCACGCCUGUCCAAGCAGCGCUUCCUCUCGGCGUAAUACCAGCAGGCUCCACAGACAUCGUGGCCUACUCUGUCCACGGAAGACGACAUGCGCUUACAGCUGCUCUACACAUCAUCAUGGGUCAUCGUCAGGCGGUGGAUGUGUGUAGCUUCAGCUCCAUGGGUCGCCUGCUUCGCUUUGGCUUCUCCGCCAUGUUUGGCUUCGGCGGCCGAACGCUGGCACUGGCCGAGAGAAACCGCUGGAUGCCCCCUGGACAGCGGCGCGAGUUUGCCAUGAUCAAGAUGCUGGCCCAUCUCAAACCGGAAGACUGUGAGCUGUCCUUCCUGCCUCUCAAGCCGACCUCCCAUGGAACUCAGGAAGCAGCAAAAACGGAAUCCAGUCAAGAUGCCAGAGAUACUGAUGAGGAUGGCUCGUGGGAGGCGACUCAGGGUCUGUUUCUGAACAUCAGCAUCAUGGCUAUCCCCUGCCUGUGCUCCAUGGCCCCUAGGGGCUUGGCCCCCAACACCAGGUUGAAUAACGGCAGCAUGGCCUUAAUACUGGCUAAGAACACAUCCAGAGCAGAGUUUGUCAAACACCUGAAGAGGUACAACAGCGUAAACAAUCAGUUUAGCUUUCCAUUUGUGGAGACUCAUACUGUGACAGCCGUGAAGCUGCGCCCGAAGACUCAGGGCCACUGGUCCGACGAGGUGUCUGAGGAGCAGGAGGAGGGCGACUCCAGGAGCGGCCCCAUCAUCUCCUCCAGCGAGGGCACCUCCACCUCCACCUCCUACCCCUGGAACAUAGACGGAGACCUACUGGAGGCCCCCUCCGAACUGCACAUCAGAGUGCAUCCCGAGCUUUUGACGCUGUUUGGAGAGGACCUGGAGGAAGUAGACGAGUCUCUCAUAAAGUGCAGCUGCAUCUGAGUCACGGAUAUGCGCACACACACAC
Molecule: messenger RNA, 1813 nt
Organism: Engraulis encrasicolus (European anchovy)
Lineage: Eukaryota; Metazoa; Chordata; Actinopteri; Clupeiformes; Engraulidae
Gene: cerkl
Product: ceramide kinase-like
Exons: 13
Coding region: 1-1788 (595 amino acids)
Biological process (GO): phosphorylation; sphingolipid metabolic process
Molecular function (GO): lipid kinase activity
Source: RefSeq, a predicted model, not a curated record